This is a messenger RNA of Alligator mississippiensis (American alligator), 8033 nucleotides long. It is a transcript of the gene PPP1R3D, whose product is annotated as protein phosphatase 1 regulatory subunit 3D. Gene Ontology annotation, cellular component: protein phosphatase type 1 complex. The coding region runs from base 11 to 847 and encodes 278 amino acids. The transcript has a single exon. NCBI's taxonomy places the organism in Eukaryota, Metazoa, Chordata, Crocodylia, Alligatoridae. Gene Ontology annotation, molecular function: glycogen binding; protein phosphatase 1 binding. The record is from RefSeq and is a predicted model, not a curated record. Gene Ontology annotation, biological process: regulation of glycogen biosynthetic process.
GGGCCGGGCGAUGGCGGCGCUGCGGGCGGGCCCGUGGGUGCCGGAGUCGGCGCUGCGGGCCCCGCGGCGCAGCCCCAGCUACCUGUCGGGGCUGCGGGCCGGCGAGGCGCGGCCGCCGAGCAGCUGCGACCCGGACCUGCGGCCCAUCAUACGCCGGCGAGCGCGCUCCUUGCCCACGUCCCCCGAGCGGCGGAAGCGAGCCGCGGCGCAGUGCCCCGUGCCGGGCUGCCGCAGCCCCAUGAACCGCGUGCGGUUCGCCGACGCCUUGGGCCUGGAGCUGACCCAAGUGAAGGUCUUCCAGAGCAGCGAGGACCCCUCCGUGCCCCUGCACGUGCUGUCCCGCCUCUCCAUCAACUCGGCGCUGUGCUGCAGCAGCUUGGACCUGGAGUUCGCCAUGCAGUGCCUGGUGCCCGACUUCCCGCCGCCGGCCGACGCCGCCGAUUUCACCGCCCGGCUCCGGCGCCAGCGCGUGUGCCUGGAGCGCGUGAGCAGCUCGGACCUGGGGCUGGGCGGCACCGUGCGCGUCCUCAACGUGGCGUUCGAGAAGCAGGUGUCGGUGCGCUACACCUUCGACCGGUGGCAGAGCCUGCACGAGGUGUGCGCCCUCUGGCACAGCGGCGUCGCCGAAGGGGACGGGCUGGGCCCCGCCGACGUCUUCACGUUCUUCCUCCCGGUGCCUCCUUUCCUGCUGCGGCCCUGCUCCGUGGUCCAGCUGGCGGUGCGGUACCGAGUCGACGGGCACGAGUACUGGGAUAACAACGAGGGCCAGAACUACAGCUUCACCUGCAGGAGCCACCCGCUCAAGAUGCCUCGGGAGUGCGAAGAGAGCUGGAUCCACUUCAUCUAAGCGCCGCGGCGCCGCCCUCUCCGACGGCAGACGAGGGUCUUUGGGGCAAUCCGAUAUCCUAAACCAACGCGGCUGCGACCUCUCCCGUGGCACCGCAGGAAGCCUGCUGAAGCCCGUCGCGCCGUUCAGAGAUGUUUCAAAAUAAGAAAAUAAGAGCUCUUUGCAAAGCACUUCUUGGGCGUUAAAAAGCUGCCUGCUGUCUCACGCGAUUCAAGAGAUCUCUCAGCAUGGCAGGGCAGCGUUGGCUCAACGGGGCGCUGCUGCCAGAUUUAAAGCUAGAACGUCUAAAAGCAAAACAGAGCUCUUGGGAAAUACUAUAGAUUGCGCAGGCAGAACUUUUUUAACUAAUGUUUCAUAAUUUUAACGGCCUUUCUGUUUUGCACUUCAUUGGGAAAUGGACUGUUUUGCUUUGUAGUUUUGUUAGGAUGCCACUUCUUACACACUGGUUCUUGGGCAUUGUGCCACUGAUGCAAAGUCUAGGAUGCAGGUGCUGCGAGGGAAUGUUUAUAUUUAGGUCCAUUUUUAUUAAUAUUUAAAACGCAUUUAAUAUUUUUAUUGUUGGUUUUCAUUAUUUUUAGCAACCACUGGCUAUUAGAUGGAUACUAUCUGACAGUGGCCCUAAAAAAAUAAGUUGUAAACCUGGUGCCUUUUCUUAUCUGCAGUGCAUGUUAUAGAUGCAGUCAAAGGGAUUGUUAACCACAGCGUAGUGUUUGUUAAAUUGUGAGGCUGCCCUUUGUGGGGAAGUUCUCUUCUUUUUUUUUUUUUUUUCCAUGUGAAAUACAUGUGGGUCUCUGGAAAAAGGAAAAAAAAAAAAAAGAUGUUUCCCUUUUUGAAUAACUGCUCUUACUAAGUAACUCCAUAGCAGUGUUGCACUUCUUCCUGAAGAUAGCACUUCUGCUGUCCGUUCUACCUGAAGAUAACCUGGUGAUAAAAGAGAAAUGCUAAUGAAUUAAGCCUCUCAACUCCUGUGGGAGGCUAGUAAUUAUGCCUAUUUAUAAGUGGGGAAACAGAUUUGAGAUGCUAAAUGCCAAGGCCAUACAGUGACCAGGCUGUAGAAUCGAAUCCACGAGUUCUGGUGCUUAUGUCUCUGUUGCAGUCUCCUCACUCUGUGGCAGUAGUGUCUUGAACCCUAUAAUUACCUGCUUUUACUCAGUUAAACAAAAAUGCCCUGGCUCCUCCUGCUCCAGCACAAUGUGGUGGCUUCUAGGAGGGAUGAAGGCAUGGCCGGUGCCACUGUGGAUCCACUGGUAAGAGUCUCUCUUAUGCGGUAGUGGGGGGAUGGCCUCCCCCAUACACAACCUAUUGCACUGCCUCUAGUGGGGUGAGGAUUGAGUCCUAUACAGUUUUGGCAACACACAGGCUUAAAUUCAGAUAAGGGAAGUCAAUGCCUCCUACAGUGAAAAUGCCUGAAAAGCUGUAUUUACCUUGCAUAGGUAGCCUUAAUUUUCAAAAGUAACUAGUGGCCUUGAGUGCCUGAGUUGGGUUUUUUUUUUUAUAGUAUUCAGUUGCCUGAGCUUUAUAGAGUUUUAUAACCAUCUGUUAAAAUGACACUUUUCCAGGAUGCAGAUGCUUAGCACUUCCUGAAAAUUAGACAGUUUAUCAAGGAGGACAACAGAUAUUCAGGCACUCUAAACCACUAAUGGCUUUUGAAGAGCAACAUGAAUAGUAUACUGUAUGCUAGUACCCACACACUUGAGCUACAAAGUACAGCCUCAUGCCUUCAAACACCUAAAAAGUAUGAGAGAUCCAGCAACCUAAAGUGUUACUACUUUUGUUUAAAAAGAUAUGGCAAAGUAAUAAUAAACAUAACUCUUAAAAUGCAUACAUAAGAAAACUGAGAGAGUGGACAGUGCAGCAGCAACUUUAAGGGACAAUGAGUUUAACAUUCUUUUUUAACAGUACCUUCUAGUUCUUAAAGUCUGCAGGUAGCUUUAGGGAAUCAUCACUUGCAAGUCUCAGCUGUCAGCCAGAAGCUGAAACGGAUAUGUGAUGUUUCCUAUUCUCAGCAGUAUUCAAAACAUUUAAAUCCUGAAUUGGGAGCUGUCCAGUUGAUACAUUAGCACUUGGUUUAACUGGUGAAAACUGCAGAGUGGCAAUCAGAAAAUCUAUCUUCUGUUCCCUACCAUUCUGCUGUUUUCUGUGAGACGGGGCAAGUCACUCAUUUUCUCUGUAAUCUGUUUCUUAAUAUAAGUUGUAUAUUAAAUGAUUCUUGUAACAGGGGUCCGCAACAUAUGGCCCGCAGGCCAGAUCAAGCCUGUGGAGUUGGAGAGCUUUGUCUCUGUCCAUGGCUACACUGGGGGUGGGCAGCUUCCAGCUGUGCUUGUGCUGCUGGCACUUCGCUUCAACCUCUUGGCUUCAGUCCAGCAUGUGGGCCAGGUGGUUUUGGCACUGCAUUAGCACAGGCUGGGGCUUUACCUGUGCCUGUGUUGAAGGCAGGUGGCUAGGAGCUGUGCUCAUGUUGCCACUGCUUUUCCCAGUCUGGUUCCCCCCCACCUUUGCCCCCAAACCUGGCUGCAUCUAGUCCAUGCAGAGCUGUGCCAAGGCUGAGCAUCUGCAUCCUUGAUCCCUGGCCGGCUCCAGCGUCCCAGCUCUUUGGGGAAAAAAAAAAGCCCUGCUCUCACCAGCUGUCGGGGCUUCUGGGGGCUUGUGGCAGAGCCCCCCCGCCACGCAGCAUGGGGCAGCGGGCAUCACCCCCCUGCCUGGCAGCAGCUGGUGAGUGCAGGGCUUUUUUUUCUCCCCCUUUUAAAGUGCCAGGACACUGGGGCCAGGCGGGGCAGCCAUUGACAGGGCUAGGAGAGCAGGUGGGGGUCGGGGGUGCUCAGGGGAGUUGGAAGAGCAGGCAGGGGAUGGGGCCUGGCAGGGGUGCCCCCAUGGUCCCCUCUUCCAGCUCCUGCCCCCUACUUACUGGCAUGGAGUCUGAGUCCAGCUCCCUGUGGCAGCGAGCAGGGACUGCCCGAAUCUCCAAAUCUUUUCCAAAUCGAUUCAAACCUUUUUAUUGGUCUCCCGAUUAGAUUCGGCCAAUGAAUCUCCUCCAAAUUGAAUCAGCACCCGAAGCUUCACACAGCCAUACUGGCCAGUGACCUGGUAGUGCACUGCACUACUGUAAUGCUGGAUUGAAUAGCCUACAAAUCUCAGUUGAAGACUAAAAUAACAGGAUUUCCAGUAAUUACGGGUUGUGUAAACUGUCCAUGUGAGGUAUCUGUAUUAUGAGUUUACUGCGUGUAGGUGUUUUGGAUAAAGCCGUCAUAUCUGAAGUUGUAUCUGUAUGAUGCUUUAUAAAAGUUGCAACUUGACAGUCUUUUGGCCAAAAUUCAGCCAAGGCCUGUGUUACCAUGACUAUGACGGUUCAGUGUUUGGGCUGCUGGCUGCCUCUUCACCAAGAUGUGGCUCUCAGUACUGUUCUGUACAUGUAGUGUUAAGCAUUUUGCAGGCAAGGUUCAACUCCUGUUUCCUUUUUCUGGUCUGACAGGAUUGGAGUGCUUGAAUGCAGUUCAGCUAGCUUCUGCAGUCAGCGACUUAAAUAUUGUUGGGCCUUGUAUAUGUCUACUUGGUUAAAAAAUGCACUAGAGGGGGAAAAAAGAAUGAAAAUUAUCAUCAGUGGAAAAAUGAAUAUCCAAACUUCAUCUUAAACCUAGGUUAGCAUUGGCAUAACAACCAAAAAUUAAAGCUUUGCACAGCUACUGGUAGUAGGCAUUGAAAACCUGCUCCUGAAUUUGUUAACAGCCAUGUGUUAUAAAUGACAUAUGCCAAGGACCAGAAUGUUCCAAAUGUCAGGCCUCUAAGUGGACUUAGAUACACAAGUGCAAUUCUAUUCCACCCCAUUCGAGUCCUGAUAAUCCAUUAAUGCAUCGGUUUUUUGUCGCACACUGCCAUCUUACUAUUAGGACUGGGGCAUGAAAAAACAGCAAGGAGGAGGUGGACCCACCUGCCUUUCAAACUAACUGUUUUUCAGGGAUUUGAGCAGGGUGGAAUAGAGUUGCACUUAGGCAUGUCAGUCCAUUUAUGCACCUAGCAGGUGGAAUGGAAUCGCCCCAAGUGUAUAUCUGCCUUUAUUUACAUCUAAGAUUUUUUGCAGUGAGACCGAAUGUGACUAACAUGGUUUUGUUUUUGCCAUUAACCCAGUUUCUAUAUUGCUAUAUAUACAGUCAGAUGAACCCUUUCUGGUUACUUUAUUUGGUGUAACUUGUCUGUUGUACCUUUAAUUACAAUCUAAGAAACCGAUUAACUGAAAUUGGUCAAAUGAUUUAAAAUUAGCAGUUUGGGUUCUCUUAAUAUAAAACCUCUUAACUCCCUAGGCUAAGAUUUUUUCAAAGGGAUGUAGGAGAAUCAGGUGCUCAAUGACAGCCUAACAUCAUGGUAGCCUGUUCAGUGAGAUGAUGAACACUUUUGUAAACUUGAGAAAACUCAGACCCAUUUUAAAUCAAUAGGGAAUGCCUGUGUUUAUCAUGUUGCAAGACAGAGCCAACUCUGCCAGUUAAGUUUGCCUUGUGUAUUUGAUUGUCUUGUUCUUUACGUUUUGAAUUGCAAAUUUAUUUAUUGCUUGUUACAAAGUACAAUCCCGUGUGCAUAGGUCUAAAAUCAGUCUCAAUUUAUAGUUUUUAAGUUAUCUUUUGUUGAAAGUAAUCUUGUGUGUUAGGCAGUCUUACAUGGGUAAUAGGAAGGCCUAGGUUCAGUGUUUACAGGUUGCAUUGGAAAUGAAAGAGAAUUUUGAAAAACUGUAAUUCACAAAAAUAUACAGCCUGUAUACCAUUUUUAUGCUUUCACUAUAAAUUGUCUUCUCUGAGAGCUUGCUUUGACAAACAGUGUUAAUGACGUUUCCGUUUAUGUGCCUUUUGAAUUUCUAUACAAGAAUGAACAAAACGUAGUUCAUGAGUAAUAUGACUUAAUGUGUCUGCUAGCAUAUGAUGUUACUCACUACAACAUGUACCGUACACAGCAAAGGUCUGUUCUUCAGAGAUACUCGGUAUCUGUUGCUCCCACUGAUUUGAGUUGGAGUUGUAGGUGCUCAUCACCUCUGAAAGUCAGGCCCUGAAGGUAAAAUACUCUUAUACACGACUUCAAGCUACUAAUAAUAUUUUCUACAAACUGUAUAUGUAAAUUAUUUAGUUAUGUGGAUGCUAAGUAGACUAUCAAGAUUCCACUUAUGUUAAUCUUUAUUAUAACAGAACUUUAAUUGUCCUGCAGAGCAUUAGAAGAAAAUGAAAUAUAGUACUUUGAAAAGCAAUUGUGCAACAGUGGCACUGUGAGGUUUCAAGUUUAUAUCUAAAUUCUGUUUUUGAAGCUCGCCAUGACUUUUCAGAGGUAUUGCAUCCAAGACAGACGUAGUGCUUCCGGAGACGCAAGUCGUGUGGUAACUAUGGUGCAUGUUGAAAGGGGACAACCUUUAACUUCCCCUAUGUUCUAGGUCUGAGCUGGCAGAGCAGGGUUUUGUAUGUUUUGAAGCAGCUUUUGGAACCUGCAAAUGUGGCUAUAUGGUAUUAUGGGUUUAGCUCUAUAGUGGAACUUGUACAUGGCUUUGCAGAAUGUAAUACUAAGACUUGUCAUCACCCAGAAACUUUUUUUCCUUGUACUCACUUUGCUGACUGCUCUUGCACUUAAAUGGUCUUCUAAAAGUUAAUGGGACUAGUCUGUGUAAGUAAGGGCCAGACCCAAACUGAGUGGGAGUUCAGGUGCCUAAAUAGGUUUGAGGUGCUUAAACACCCUUCUGAAUCUGGUUGAAGUUUUUCCCAAUAUGGGUAAAGGCUACACAACUAAGACUUUUUACUUUUUGUCAGGAAUGUAAGCAGAUGAAAGUGGACAUGCACUAAUGCUGAGUAGCACUAAUGUUAAGUAUAAGCACUGAUGCGGCAUAACAAAGUGCCAUUUUUCAAGUCUUUUGCUUUGCUUUCAGGUGAUAGAUGUAUUUCUUCUGUCUGUUUAAAACAAAAACAAAAAAGCACUGAGUCACUUCCUUUUAGGUAUUGUAUUAGACACCAUUUUUACCAUGAAUGUUACUAAAACUCUUUUGUAUAUCCUUGGUUUCUUGGUAGAAAUACAUUGCUAGCUUCCUCUGGUAGUGUUCCUGCCAUAUGUUGGCAAAUGUCAAAAGCCUAGUGCAAGACUUGCAUAGAGUUGAUGUCGCCAGAUUAUCCAAAGUUGGGACUGUCAGUGUAAAGGUUAUGUCAUGUAUAUUGCAAUGUCUGAGUCAGAGAGCCAGGGUAGAAAGCAGAAUUGACUAGCUUAGCAAGUAUGGGUUUUCAGCACAAGGGGGUUUGUGUUGUCUUCCUUCUUCUGAAUCAAAAGGUAUUUCUAAUGUGCAAAACCUGAUUUAGUCCAGUUAUGCCUUUUUAUCAGUUUGUGUGACUUGCACUACUGGAUAAAUAGAAGCUGAAAGUAACUCUUAGUAAAGUAUGUGGGUUGAGCUGGCCCAGCAUAAAAUGGGAAUGAACAAGUGAUCUUUGGCUUUAAUUCAUUAUGUGAAGAGGCUUUUCUUUGAGGUACUGCUAAGCUGAUGAAUAUUUGCACAUUGCUAGUAGUAACAGUUUGUCACUGUAUAUGACAGAAGACAGACUCUUGCUUGUAUCUGUUUGUUUUUUCCCUGCUCGUAUCCUGAUCCCCAUCAGAAUUCUCUUGUCAAAGAGGUUUGAGCCAUUGAGUUCAGUAAGCCAUUGAGCCUUCAGAUGGCAAGCUCAACACAGCACCUUCAGUUGCAUGCUAAAGGGAAACUUGUGAUUGUCUUCAUAAAGUCUCAGGACAAUUAAAAUGUCUGCUUGCACUGUCUUCAAAUUCAGCGUCUCCACUAUCAUUGUAAGGAUUUUUGUGAGAUUACAUUAUUUGAAAAGAAUUAUUGUCAUAUAAUGCACUUUAAAACCAUUAAAAUGAAUUGAGAUGUUUAUUUAUUGAACAUAUAUUUUAAAUACAAAUCUUGCAAACGGUUGUUUCAAAAUCAGUUUUUAAAUGAAGCAUAAAAAACAUAGAAAAGGGAUUUUAAUUAUCAGUCAAAUGUCACAUCCUACUGUACAGUAUAAAUCCAUCAGACUUGCUGGUCUGCACUAAAAUGAAUGUCCUUUGGUUUUGACACAUGUAAUAGUGCUCUGUGGAUAGCCCAUGUUAUGUAAAAAGCUUUAUCCGUUUAACGACAACAAUAAACUUAUGCUUAUAAUCCUUUUACUAUAAAAAUUUGCAGUUUGUAAAAGGAAUACUUUUA